Molecule: messenger RNA, 1369 nt
Organism: Saprolegnia parasitica CBS 223.65
Lineage: Eukaryota; Oomycota; Saprolegniomycetes; Saprolegniales; Saprolegniaceae
Product: isocitrate dehydrogenase
Exons: 3
Coding region: 37-1320 (427 amino acids)
Biological process (GO): isocitrate metabolic process
Cellular component (GO): mitochondrion
Molecular function (GO): isocitrate dehydrogenase (NADP+) activity; NAD binding; magnesium ion binding
Source: RefSeq, a predicted model, not a curated record
GCGACACACGACGCCACUUCAUUUCCUUUCGUGAUCAUGCUCGCCAAAGCCGCCUCGACCGCCACCCGCGGGUUCUCCUCGCAAGCCAAGAAGAUCGCCGUCGCCAACCCCGUCGUCGACCUCGACGGUGAUGAGAUGACGCGUGUGAUCUGGGACCAGAUCAAGUCCAAGUUUGUCCACCCGUACCUCGACCUGAACAUCGAGUACUUUGACUUGGGCCUCCCGAACCGCGAUGCGACCAACGACCAGGUCACGAUCGACGCCGCCCACGCCAUCAAGGAGUUCAACGUCGGUAUCAAGUGCGCGACGAUCACGCCCGAUGAGGAGCGCGUCCAGGAGUUCAAGCUCAAGCAGAUGUGGAAGUCGCCCAACGGCACGAUCCGCAACAUCUUGAACGGUACGGUCUUCCGCGAGCCGAUCGUCAUCUCGAACGUGCCCCGCCUCGUGCCCGGCUGGAAGAAGCCGAUCGUUGUCGGCCGCCACGCCUUUGGUGACCAGUACAAGUGCACGGACUUUGUCGCGAACGGCCCUGGCAAGUUUGAGAUGAGCUUCACGCCGGCCGAUGGCAGCGCCAAGCAGUCGUGGGAGGUCUAUGACUUCAAGGGCGCCGGUGUCGGCAUGGGCAUGUACAACACGGAGGACUCGAUCUACGCGUUCGCCCACUCGUGCUUGUCGUUUGCGCUCACGAAGAAGCAGGACUUGUACCUCUCGACCAAGAACACGAUCUUGAAGAAGUACGAUGGCCGCUUCAAGGACAUCUUUGAGGAAGUCUACCAGGCCGAGUACAAGGCCAAGUACGAUGCGGCUGGCAUCAGCUACACGCACCGCCUCAUCGACGACAUGGUCGCCCAGGCGCUCAAGUCGGACGGCGGCUUUGUCUGGGCCUGCAAGAACUACGAUGGUGAUGUCCAGUCGGACAUUGUCGCCCAGGGCUAUGGCUCGCUCGGCCUCAUGACGUCGGUGCUCCUCGCGCCUGAUGGCAAGACGGUCGAAGCCGAGGCCGCCCAUGGCACGGUCACGCGCCACUGGCGCGAGUACCAGAAGGGCAAGGCCACGUCGACGAACCCGAUCGCGUCCAUGUACGCCUGGACGCGCGGUCUCGCGCACCGUGGCAAGCUCGAUGGCAACAACGAGCUCAUCACGUUCUGCAACGACUGGGAGUCGGCGGUCAUCGAGACGGUCGAGAAGGGCUUUAUGACCAAGGAUCUCGCCAUCUGCGUCCACGGCACGUCGAACGUGACGCCCGACCAGUACCUCACGACCGAGCCCUUCAUGGACGAAGUCAAGAAGACGUUGGAUGCCAACCGUGCCCGCAAGUAAAUUUACCUCACUAUAAUCGACAAGCAAUCGAAGCCCUGUUGUCCCAUCA